AUGAUAUCUACUUGUGAAGAAAAUGAAGCGUCAAAUGAUAAACUGAUGUCGAAAGAUGGAACAAGAACUGUUUUACAAAUGGAAGAACUGACAGUUUUCAUUCCCAAGCUAUUUAUCAAAAAUAAGAAUGAAAAAGAGACGUUUCUUGGGGCUUCUUUUCGUCACUCGCAAGGCGAGCAUAAUUCAUAA
This is a messenger RNA of Clunio marinus, 189 nucleotides long. NCBI's taxonomy places the organism in Eukaryota, Metazoa, Arthropoda, Insecta, Diptera, Chironomidae. The record is from the annotation of a GenBank genome assembly.